UUUUUGUAUUUGGUCACAAAUUAAUAGUGAAUCUGAAUUUAUCCUAUUAAAUAUUCAGCUUCUAGUGAUAGCAAUAUACUAAUGGUCCAUUGUAAGAGUAGCACUUAACUGAGCUCAAUGCUCAUCAAUGCUCUGUGCAUUCAGUUGUGUGCACUUCUCAGCACUGUCUCAUAAAGACACAGAAUGGCAACUUUAAACGUUUAUUUAUUUGCCAGCAUGGGUCUAAUGUUAGUACUGACCUCUUUCCUGAUUUGGCCUUCUAUUUAUGAUCUCAGAUCUGCAACUAUUUCAGCUGACACUUGAUAUUAAAACUGUUUGGCAUAAGUGCUCUGACCCAUCUCGGCUCUAUACACAACAGUACCUGUGCUAAACACUCAUUUUAUUAACUGUAUUGUUUUCCUGGACCUCUGAUUUCCCAACAUCCUGUUCUGAACACACUUCUGCUUCCAUUUUCUCCAUUCUUUUUAAAGUGUAGGUGCCAUAUAUCAUGUAAUAUAGGUGGCCCAGCUGCUCUCUUUGAAGGGAACUAUGCAGGAGGGUCAUUGAACUCACUGAACUUUUACAUACAUAUUUUAGCCACAGGAACCGAAAAAGCAAAAAUGCCCUUGAAAUCCUCACAGCUGUUUGUGCUGAGGAGAACCGAAGGCUUUCAUUGCUCUUUCCGUGUCACGCAAAACUCCCUGCAAAUUCUACUGCUGACCUUUCGGGUGCCAAACAAAACUGUUAAGUAUCCCGAGGGAGAACGUGAUAGCAGUGAAUGCCCAGCUCCCAUUAACGCUGGCAGCGCUCCGCUCUCAAACCCCUCGUCAUUGGCUUGAAUCGCAGUGACAUCUGGCGGAACGCUCGGUACUUUCUGUACAGCUGUUCUGCCAUUUAUAGCUCCCGUUUGCUUUCUUUCCCGUUUUAGAUGAGGAUUUGCUUUACGCUGGGUGCAGCUCUGCCUGCUGUUUUCCCACCAUGGGGGUCAGCACAGCCCCGUGUCAGUCACAGCUCUGUGUAUUUCAGCGCCUGCACCGCGCUCUGACGGUAAUGAAAACGAUUUAGCAUUAAGCUCUCGAGUGAAUUACUUCAGUUUAUCGACCUCCAGCCUGCUGGCUCGUUUGUAUUACACCCUGACAUCACCGUUCUAAACGCGGAAGGGAGGAAUGUUAGCGGUGCUGGCACAGGGCGCUUUGUAAGGAGGGACGUGACCGCUCUUUACUCAGGGUUUCCCCGUCAGCUGCUGUGGCAGCCGGCAGCCAACGAGCGGCUCCAGGCGGGAGGAGCCGCAGGAACCGAGGCAGGAGGAAGAGCCUUAACCCGCCUCCUUCUUCCACCUUUGAUUGGCUCAGAGUCAGUGGGUCUGGGUGGGAUUGGCUGGAGGGAAAUGGCGGUUUUUUCCUCUCCCCGGCCGUGAGAUCAUCAAUUGCCAAAAUGGCAGCCAGGAGAGAGGUGCAGCAGUUUGAAAAGCUUAUUGAUGAAGUUACAAGGAAAAAAGACUUUGAAUUGUUAGAACAAUAUCUGGAAAGAGAAGACUGUGAAAAUAUCUCUUACAAAUGCAGCAAACAGUUUGUCAACAAGUUCGACAAGCUUCUGUGUCAGGAACUUGACAAACAAGAAAUCAAGAGCGUUUCAACUAUACUCAGUUCUCUUUGGAAAUGUGGGGAAAAAAUCAGCAUAGCAGGCGAAAAUGGACUCCCAGCAAUGAUAAAAUGUGGUCUUAUUGGAAAGAUGGUUAAUUGGUAUGAAAAGUUAAAAGAAAUUUUGAUUCUCAGAGGAAAUGAAAAGAACAAAAUCAUUACAAGUCUGGCUGAAGAUUUCUUCAACAUAUUGCUGAUUGCAUAUGACAGCAGACCUGAAGGUAAAAUGGAAAUGCUAGAAAACUUUGUUCUGAGAACAUGUACCAUUAUUACUGAUGUAAGAAUUAGUAUUUAUGUCCAGCAAGAGGUCAUAAGAAAACUUAAUUUAAUGCUUGACAGCAUGCCUCGAGAUGCCAGGAAAAAGAUAUUUUCUACAAAAGAAAUGUUGCUUGUCAUGAGUGACAUGGGUAGGAGAAUUUUGGAUGCUGGAGACUAUGACCUGCAAGUAGCCAUCACAGAAGCUUUAUGCAGAAUGAUACCAGAGAAACAAAGAAGAGAACUGGCAUGCCAAUGGUUUUCCAUGGAGUUUGUGUCCAAUGCAUUUAAAGGAAUAAAAGAUUCUGAGUUUGAAACAGAUUGCAGAAAAUUUCUUAACCAGGUGAAUGGCAUGCUUGGAGAUAAAAGAAGGGUUUUUACAUAUCCGUGUUUAUCAGCAGCUCUUGAUAAAUAUGAGCUACAGCUCCCAUUGGAUGAAAAUCUCGAAGAAUUUUGGAUUGAUUUCAAUGUUGGUAGUAGAAGUGUAUCUUUCUAUGUGGCAGCAGAUACUGCAGAUCAGCAAUGGGAAACAGUCAUUAUACCAGAGGAAGAGGUAGACCUAUACAACCUUGAAGAGAAAGAUUCAAAGAAAUUAUUAACAAUAGAUCUAAAAAGCCCAAUGAAUGUGGGUAACCAAGAAGGAGAGAAAUUUUUUUUAUACUUUGAUUCUAUCUUGGAAAUCGAAGAUGUAGCCAGAAAGAUUUAUGGAUUAAAUAAAUGUAAGGAAUUUAGUAAGAAGAAGUCUAUGUCAGUUGCUAAAACGACAGUGCAUAUCGUCUUUGAUGAAAGUGGAUCACAGGUUAUGGUACCAGAAAGUCAGUUGUCACCACGUUUGGAAGAAAAACAUGAAGAUGACAAAUUCAGUAAGAGCAAAACACCGCGAAUUCCAGGGAGUCAGAGGUCUUUGAAUAAAAACAACCAAGAGAAAUGCAAAAAUGGCUCCCCCAAGAUUACCACAUCUUGUAAAAGGAAAGUGUCUGAAGCAUCUGUGCUUAUUCCUGCAACUGCAAGAUUUUCUACACGGAGUCCACUGGUGUUUCUUAACACAUCCACUCCUUCUAGAGGACGAUUUAAAUUACCUUUGAAAAUGAUGAGCUCCAUUGAAAGGUCUACGAGUAAUGCAGUAAAUGGGAGCAGAACUAAAAAUUUAGAUCAGGAGCAUACUGAAAAUGGGCAAAGAUGUACAUCCGAUAAUGAACUUUGUGAAGCAGAGAAUACCAGGAAGUCAAAAAUCAGAGAAGAGGCAGAACUACCAGGAAAGAGAAUGAGUUCUGAAGGAGUUUUAAAAUUUUUACCAGAGGCAGAAAAUGAAGCCACUGAAAAGCAAACUUUAGAUGAUGCAUUAGAUAUCAUUCCUGAUUCCCAGCGAGCAGGGAGAAGCAACAAACAUCUACCGCCUGGUCAUCUGGGAAGUGCUUCUGAAAAAAAAACAUGGAAAAAAAGAGCAUGCUCUGUCCCUGAGAAGAAUAUAACAACUGGUGACAGACAAAAGCUAAAUCUGUCAUGGGGACAAGCAUCUCCUACAGCUCCUAUUCUUAGUGAAAGAGCUAAGAAACAUAAGGCUUUUAGUUCAAUUUUUGGAGGCGCUUCUCCAGAUAAACAAAUAAAUAAAAGGAAACAAGAAAAAAAUGAAACUGAAAUCACCAGGGAAAGAAGCUGCAAAGGAGUGAGUGUGUCAGAAACAUCUUGGCAUUCUGAUUUUCCAAAAAACAACAAUACUAAAGGGGAAGCUGAUGUUCUUUCAAGAAAAGAGGCUACAGAUCAUGAAAAGUCAAAAACGAAAAUAAAAUCUAAAGAAAUCACAGAUGCAACAAAAUCACUAAUUAGUAAGAUCAGUGACAGAUAUAAAGAAGAGAAGAGCAAAACAAGAGACUCUUUGGUUUUCAACAGGUCAUGUUCAAAUAAAUCCUUUUUGACUGCCAAUAAGGAAAAUAUUCAGGAUAGAAAUUUGAAAACUUCUACUUGUCUUGGCAUGGCUGCUGAUCCUAGUGUGUAUGAUGUCUACAACUUCAACGACGAUGUGGUUGAUGAGCCUACAAUAAAAAUUGGAAUCCAAGACUGCUGUGUUAUGGAAGCAAGCACUCUUAAAGAUCUGAACAAAAAAGAGAAACCAGGUGAAAGUAAAACUGGCUCUGAAAUGAAAGCAGGAGAAAAAACUAGAUACAGUCAAUACAAAAAGCAUCUUUUCAGUGACACAGACACAGAAUACAGAGGUGAUGACAGCAAGACAGACAUCAGCUGGCUACAAAAAUCCAAAGCGCCAUCUAAGCCACAGAUAGUUGAUUACAGUAGAAUUAAAAACAUAGGGAAAUCAAAAAGAAAAGGCAAAACAUCAGAUAAAUUCUCUGAACCUCCUUGCCAGAUUGAUACACCAAAAGGCAAAACAGCAAAAAAGAAAAAGGUAAAUCUAACUGAAUGUAAAAAACAAAGUUCGGUAAUUGAUGAAAUGAAGAAAGAAACCACCAGACCAAAACGACCUCGAAGAGCAGCGCAACCAAAAAAUUACAAAGAACCUUCCAGUUCAGAGUCAGAAAAUGAAUAUUCAGCAUGUGCCUAUAAGGGAGAGAAAUCAAAAGUACAGAAAUGUGUGAAUGAGAAAAACAAAAAUGAUAGUCAUGAGAAGGAUCUCCAGAACCUGGUGGAGCCCAAGACAGUAGCAAGCUGUGUAAAUAAAGCACUUAUUAAAUCAAAGAGCUCUACAGAAGAAAAGGAAAUUGAAAUGUCUUCACCUGAGAGUCCUGCAUCUCUAGAGAGAAUGAGAUGUGCUGAGAGAAUAUCAGAGGAAUUUGUUACUCAAGACCGUACUUCUAGCGAGGGGUCACCUGGUCUUCAGAAGUUAACACCAGAAAUUGAGGAAACAUUAAACUUUGAGAAAGAUAUCUCGCCCAGUAAUCUCUGUCUACAGAAGAAGAAUACACCAAAUAUGUAUCUAAACCGUUCUCCUGAAAUGACUGUUAAAAAGUUAACAUUUGCAAAUAAAAGUUUCUCACCAGUUCUCACUGCUUCAAAUUUGCUCAACUUAACUUCGUUAACCCCACAUAAAACAUACUCUGGAAAAAACACAGAGGGAUCUGUAUCUCAAAUAUGUGAUGCUGAUGAAAACUUAAGUUUUAGACGUGGCUUUUCAGACAAAAUUUCUAUUGAAGGAAAACAACAAGACGUUACUAAACCUGUCAAAAAAAAUAAAGGAGAGGAAUUAUCUUCAGCAUCUGUGUCAGUAUCUUUGUCCAGUGCAAGUGAAGUACAGUCUUGGAGUCAAGAACCUUAUGGCCCUGCACAUGAGUCAGGGCCGAGUUCACAUGUGUUUCUCAAGCGAAAGUAUCAGCGUGAUACAGAAAGCCAUUCUGAUGAAGCAGAAACAAGCAAAGAGGAGGAAAAGAGAAGAAGUAGAAGAACAACGUUACAGCCUAGAAAGUUAUUUAAAACAGAUGAAGCUGUUACUUACAGAGAGUAUGAAAACUUGUCUGCUGUAUCUGUAAGUGAUCCAGCUGCUUUGGAUGUGGACAUCUGGGAACCUGGUUGUUCAACUAUUGAUAUAUGUCAGAAGCUCCAAAAAGAAUACACUAAGAAAAUUGAGAGCCGCUCACGGAAAAUGGAGCAUUUUGCAAAGCAAUCAUUAAGAACUGCCAACCAGCAUCUGGUAACGAUGAAUCAACAGCUUCUUGAAUGCAGGAUCGAGCAGCUGGACAGAUUUCACUUUGUUAUUCUUCAGGAAAUUGAGAGUUUUGAGAAAGAUUCUCAGUCCCUGAAAAACACGGAAAAAGAAUUACUGACUGUUUGGAAAAAACAUAAGCAUACUUUAAGUACGUUCAUGAAAAAUGAGCAACAAAGGCUGCAGAUCCUUAAAACAGCCUUUGAAAAGAACAUCCACCAUAGUGUUGACUAUGAAGAAAAUAUUUUUACUUCAGAGGUGCAUCUGAUGAAAGAAGACAUGAAAGGACUCCAAGAGAAAUUCCUUAAAGAAAUGCAAGAAGAGGAACUGAUUAAUGUUCGCAGAGGAUUGCAGACAUUAUUUCUAGCAGAAGGUGGAAAAUUCUGAAGUACUUCCAUAUACAUUCCUGAAACUCGAGCUCAAUAUAAACACUCACUUUUUAUACAAAAUUGGUUUUUUGUUGUUUUCUUUUUUUGUUGUUGUUUUUGUUUGUUUGUUUUUUUUACUUAAAGAAACUACUGCAAUGUAAGCAUAUUUUCAUUAAAUUAAAUGUAAGUCUUAUAACAAAGACUUCUCCAUAAGACUUCUAUUUCUAGAAUAAUUUGGGAUUUUACUGAAUCUACUAAAAUACAAUACAUAUAUAUUUUCUAUUUUUAGCUAAGUCUGUCUUUGAGGAAGUCUUUAUUAACAUUUUUCUUAGGUAAUUUAACUGAGCUUUUAGAGAAAUCACUUCAGAUUUCACUUCAAAUCUAUCUCUUGAGUUGUUGUGUACAGAAUACCACUUUUCAUCUUAUUUCUGAUUCAGAAUACAGUAAGAAAUUAUUUAAGGAUCCAGUCUCAUGUGCCAAUCUCAAUCCUAUCCUUAUGUGGCAUUAUACUUCAGUAAGAGUUUCUAACAGAAAAUGACUGUAAAAUUUUAUGGUUGAACUAUAUUGCAAAUAUUUAUAUUAAAUAUUUCAAGAAAAA
Coturnix japonica (Japanese quail) is the source of this 6492-nucleotide messenger RNA. The record is from RefSeq and is a predicted model, not a curated record. NCBI's taxonomy places the organism in Eukaryota, Metazoa, Chordata, Aves, Galliformes, Phasianidae.